AUGGCCUUCUCCGCUUUCACGUGGCCGUUCCGCCGCCGAAGCAGCAGCGGUGGCGGCGGCGGGGCCGGCCCGAGCAAACCCGCCGCCGCGGCCACGGAGGGGGAGGAGGAGCUCGGCGUGACGCCGCAGCUCCUCGACUUCCUCCGCACGCUGUCCCCCGACGCCUUCAAGGCGUCCGCCGUCCAGCUCAACCAAGGUGGCUCCGUGGAGGCGGCGGGCGAGCUCUCGGAGUGGCAGCAGCGGCACGCCGUCCUCGUGCUAGGCAGAGCCAAGGAAUUGGCUAAGAUCCGGUAUGAUCUGUGCCCGCGUCACAUGAAGGAUAAGCUGUUCUGGACAGUGUACUUCCUACUUGCCAGGAGCUACAUCUUGCCGUACGAGCUACGCGCCAUACAAAAAGAAAAGGUAAGAAGGAUGGAGACAGAAAACGGGAAGCCCAAAGACGAAAUUACUGUUGAGGUGGAGAUGCAGGAAUCGAAGUGCAGUAGAGGAUCUCGAACAUUACCAGAUGAUGAUUCAGAAAUUCAGGAUUCAUAGCUAAUGUUGCUGACAGUUGAAUGACUCAGAUGUUAAAACCAUUUUACAGAAGUUCCAGACGUGUGGGCUGAAUGCUCGUUGCGGCUUCUGACUGGAUGGAGUAAUCUGCGCAGUGUGUCUAUCGUAGUGCCUGUAUAUGUAGUAGUCAAAUUUUGGAAUAGAGGAAUUUUCUGGCAACAUCUGCUACCAGCUUAACAUAGCAGAUGUUUGUUGGCUGCAUACUGACAUGUAAGCUGAUGUGAACUUGGCCAUGAUCUUGAUGUGAAAUCCAUGAAUAUUAUGUAUUCUUGUGCAGGCUCUUCCCUCCA
Molecule: messenger RNA, 842 nt
Organism: Lolium rigidum
Lineage: Eukaryota; Viridiplantae; Streptophyta; Magnoliopsida; Poales; Poaceae
Exons: 4
Coding region: 1-534 (177 amino acids)
Source: RefSeq, a predicted model, not a curated record